Messenger RNA from Drosophila simulans, 1611 nucleotides. RefSeq lists its product as uncharacterized. The record is from RefSeq and is a predicted model, not a curated record. The transcript is spliced from 3 exons. Bases 162 to 1202 code for a protein of 346 amino acids. Lineage: Eukaryota; Metazoa; Arthropoda; Insecta; Diptera; Drosophilidae.
CCUGCGCGAACAGCAGCAAAAUGCAACUAGAAAAUCCCAAACGCAUUUAAUUGUUUGGUGAACAUUUCGCAUCGCUUGGUGGCGUCAAUUUGCAUUUUAGGUCUUUUGCCAGCGAUUUAAACACGGCAUCGAGCACGCAGGCACAGAGCAAGUAUACCCGGAUGAACGGCAAGAUGGACCGCCGCAAGAAACGCACCUCCUCGGAGCAAUACCAAAUGUACAUCGACAUGAUGGAGAGCGACCCCAUUUUCGCCACCGGACGAGUGCCGCGCGAUUAUGACCUGAACUACUUGACCAAAAAGUGGAAGGAGCUCUCCGACCGGCUAAACAAGUGCAGCUCCGGACCCACACUGACGCCGGAGGAGUGGCGCAAGCGGCUAAACGAUUGGAAGAACACCACCCGCUGCAAGUACAGACGCAGCCUUCUGUCCACGGAAAAGGACAUCUCGAUGACCUCCGUGGAGACGCGCGCACUCGAUCUCUUUGGCAAGGUGCCCACCACCGGCGGCGAAACGAUGAUAAAUCUGAAGUCCGAAAAGGAUGAGCACGACGACGAGAUGGAGGAACUGGGCCAGCGUACUUCGGCGGCAUUUCAAAAGGAACUGCAGGCCGCCGUUGAGGAAGCCAUCAACGAUGAGGUGGACGAGGAGGAGAUGGUGGAGGAGCAUGUCGAUCACGAGGACAUGAUGGAGGAGAAUCUAGCGGAGACCGGCAUCACCGCGUCCACAACUGCGGUCAAUACGGGCGGCGGCACCUAUCGCACCAUCGUCGUGGACAACACAUCCUUCGAGCACGUCGAGGAGGAGGCCCAAACGGUGCAGCCGCACGCCGUCGAGUACGUCACAUCCCGCAGGCCUGCUGCCGCCGUCAUCAAUCCGGGCACGGCCUCCUCCGGUAAUAAGCUGAUCAACGGCGAGCUGCCCGUCAAGCGGAUGCGCACACAGCCCAGGGAGCAAAUUAUCUACGAAGUUAAAAAUGCGACGCGUUGCAUUUCAAACAUGCAGGCCGUGCCGCCGCUGCACAGUACAAAGCUGGAGCGGGAACCCAGUUCGCUGACAAGCGCGCUGAGCAGCAGCGAUGCCCAGCAGAUCGCGCACCAGCUGAAGCGACUGGCCGACAUCAAAUACGAGACACUGCAGUUUGAGAUUGCGCGCUUCAAGUUCAACAACCCGGGCUUCCAGUACGACCCGCCGUCCUUAUAGUGUCCCAAGCGGCAGGGCGAGAUCAGUGGGUCUAAGCAAUCGGCAAAAACUCCAGCACCAUCAGAAGCCACGGCGAAAGGAUCAGCAUUAGCAAAAGCAAUGGAACGAGCCAAGUCAGCUCGAAUUGUAUAGGUCUUUUACGACCUAUUUUCUAGCUCUCCAAGUCCCGCGCUCCGCCGAAACACACAAACUUGUAACUUAUAGUAGCCAGAUUUAAAAUGAUUAGUUUAAAAUUGACAUAGAAUUCUAUUGUGUAAACAGUUAUUUUCAACUUUUCAAGCACUUCACCUACGAUAUCCAUAUAUGAAAUAGGCAUAUAAUUGUAAUAUCUAAAGUAAAAACCAAUUGGACAAGUAAUUUUAACGCGUUGUAUGUAAAUGUUAAGAAUAAAGUUUACCAAUGAUAUAUA